UGUCAAAUCUUAUUGUACCUUACUUAUUGAGAGGUUAUGUUUUAUUCUUUUUAAUAAUAGAUUUUCUUUCAUAUUUUCGAUUUAUAAAGAACCCUUUGUAUGUAAAUGUAUUCAUUUUCCGACUGGACUAUUUUCAUUUGUUAAAUAAUGGCGUCGUUUUCCCGUUUCAACAAAAUUGCUUUAUUGAGUUUAGGUGCUGUUGGUGGCGGUUUAGCAUAUUAUCAUGUAAAUAGCGGAAGAAAUGAGAGAAAAUUCGACGUGCACAAUUCGUGGACUACUAAUUUUACACCAAGUGUUAAAUGGGAGAAGAAUUGGGACCACCGGGAACCAGAAUCAAUAGUAAAGCCCAAAAAAAAUGACAAGCCAGAAGAGGAGAAUAGAUACAAUGAACAAAUUGAAAAGGCGAAAAAGAGCAAAGCUGUUCGUCAUUUGUUUCUUAUCAGACAUGGACAAUACAAUAUAGAAGGGGUCACAGAUAAAGAAAGAACACUUACUGACUUGGGUAGAACACAAGCCGACCUGACAGGACAAAGGCUUGCCUGUCUCGACAUCAAAUGGGAUUUAUUGGUCCAAUCCACAAUGACUCGGGCGCAGGAGACGGCGGCCAUUAUUGCCAAGCAUUUAGACAAAAAUUUAGAGAUUAAAGACUGUCAAUUAAUUGAAGAGGGUGCUCCAAUACCCCCUGAACCACCAGUAGGGCAUUGGAGACCAGAAGCAAAACAGUUUUUCCAGGACAGUGCUCGGAUAGAGGCCGCGUUCCGGAGAUAUUUCUACAGGGCGCCACCUGAGCAGACCAACGACACCUACACGAUACUGGUCUGCCACGCGAAUGUCAUCAGAUAUUUUGUUUGCAAAGCCCUUCAGUUCCCUCCCGAGGGCUGGCUCCGGAUAUCACUGAACCACGGUUCAAUAACGUGGGUGUCGAUUCUACCCAACGGGAACGUGGUCCUCCGAGUCCUCGGCGACACCGGCCACAUGGAGCCCAAGUAUAUCACCAGCCGGUAAAGCGGUUAGCAUGCUAAUGUAGAACGGGCGUUGUAAUAGCGACUAUAUGCGUAACAUAUUAUGGUUCAUUUCGUAUAACCAUAUAUAAAAUUUAACGAUUGCAUCUCAUGCUUAAUACGAGAAAACGAAUAUGAACGCACCAUUGCAGUCUCAUCGACGACCUCUGCAGCUCAGAGACAUGUUACUUUGCAUCAAUGAGGUCCCUGGUUUAAUUCUCGGCAGAGGCAAUUGCCUCGUGUCUGGGUGAACUAGGUUAUGCCUCUAGAUAUUAGUUGACUAGUUCCUCAGAGUGUCUUAGCUUGAGGAUUAGAAAAUUGGUGUGGCACUAAUUCUCGUUUCGGGUUAUAUGAAAUGAACAAUUUUAUGAAGUCUGCAAAAUAGCCGUUCCAACCUGUUUCAUUGUUGUCACUGAAAUGGCCAUAGCAUAAUUAUAUUUCAACAUUAUGAGAACAGCAUUACUAGUAAGAAUAAAAUUUAUCAAUUUUAAAACCAUUGUUACUGGUGAUCAACCUUCAGUACCAAUAGAAUUAUGACUGGAUUAUCCAUUAGGCAGUGUUGCCAAUAGCCUAAGGGCGCCAACGUGGUUAAUCCGACCCUGAAUGGAAUUCAUUAUAGGAGAAUUAAACGAAAUAAUAUGAAACAAUAGGCAAUUAGUAUAGUGUAGAUUAACUUUCCCAAAAUAAUUCCUAAUUUCGUAAAUCAGCCAGUACUCGCUACCGCGUGCAUGAGAGAACGAUACCGUAAUUCAUUAUCUGGCUUUUUCUCAUGUGUGUGCAUUAACGAAAUCGUAUCUAACGCUAAUUUCAUUUAUCUAUAAGAUCAGAAUGGGUAUCUAGUAAACUGGUAAUAGAUUCUAAACAUUUCUUUGUGGACGUUUGUUGUGCUUAAAAAUAGUUUAUAAUUUUUUCCCCCUUUUAUUCAUAAAAACGUUUCAAAAACCAAUUUUUAGUAAUUGAAGUGUUUUGUCUUUUUCAUUAUUGCAGCUAAAUUUUCAAUUUGAGAGAAAGUAACAAAACAUUGCAUUACUUAAAAUAGAUUUGAAGGAAGUAUAGUUCUUAUAAACAAAGUCUUUACUAAACUUUAGUCUUUCGACUAAAAAUUCAAGUAUGUUUCAUUGAAAUUGGACGAAUAGAAAAUUCUCAGUCUUUGUUGAAAUAUAAUUAUAGGCUCUGGUCGUUGUAGAGUAGUCCUAAAGGCCAAAUUAAUCAAAUAUAAUUUGAUAAUAAUGCGUAUUAUAAGCUAAACGGAGUGUAUUAUAAUUAUGUAAAAAUGUAACUUUAAAUAUAUCUCCUCACAUCCUUAUUUCUCUGAUUUUAAGUGACACUCCCGGUGUUAGAUGCCAUGGUUAGCAUUGUAUAUCUUUAUACAUGGCAUAUUUGGUGAACAAUCAUAAUAAGUCUUUAUUUCGGAAUUUUAGUAAAUGAAUAUCUGCAGCUCCCAAUAGACUCCAUAAUGGUAAUUAUUACAAAAGUGUCAAUUAACAUGUAAGAUGAGGUCACGGGUUCGAUUCCCGGAAAUUAUCUUUUCUGAAUUGACUGGGUGCUUUAGAUAGUGCCACCAGGUCAGAGAGAACGUCUAAGUGAUCAAAAAUAUGAUCAAUGGUUUUGAGAACUUUAUGGAAUGCAAAAAAAAAGUAUUAAAUAUUCAUGUUUUUUAUUUAAGUAUGUACCUAAAUUUAUUUCGAUAAUGAAACUUGUCAAGAUUAACUUCAUAUGCUAUGUAUAAAUUUAACAUAAAGAGAAAUACUUGAAUUGUGCUCCGAUUAUGUUGUGAUACGACAAAUAUUUUUCCUAACUUGACCCAUUCUUAUUCCUUACUCGUCCGACAAUAAUGAUUUGAUCUUUAUUAUUCGCCCGCUUAUCAUUUGUAAUAUUUUUUUUUGUAAGUGUUAUAAAAAAUGUUGCUUUAGGACGACUAAGGGUCAUGACGGUUGUGAUAAAUAUAUAAAAAUAAUGUAAUCGGUUGAGUUAAGAAUUUAUUUUGAGACGAUUGAAAAGUAUGACCGAAUUGGAUGUGACGUCACUGAACUGACCUAUGACGUUUACCAGAGGGAGACUUUGUACAAAAGUCGAUUGCUUGGGUACCUCUGUCCCAUUCGUGUUUCAACCGUGAAGCAGUUGUGUUUGCAUGGCUGUGUUUCGGUUUGAAGGGUGGGAUAUGGCGUGAAUUUACUGGGUACAGAGGAAUAACACCUAAGUCCUCAGGAAUGGCAACGCAUGGGGGGUAUCAUGGGCGAAACAGUAUACUCUGUUAUGUCCACGGUACUGCUCAUGUGUAUAGGCGACGGUUACCACUUUCCAUCAGGUGGGCCGUCAGCUUGUUUGCCAUUCUAAGUUCUAUAAAAAAAAAAAAAAAAAAAAAAAAAAAAAAAAAAAAAAAAAAAAAAAAAACGUUCGUUAGCACGGAUAUUUCCUUGUCCUUUUAAGUAUGUCAUCUCAACGAAGUAGUUACAAUAUCAAUAUAAAAUAUUUAAUAUCAAUAGGUAAAUGCAAAAUUGCUUUAGGGGUGAAUAAUAUAUAGCAGUAUCUAUAUACUCGUAUUAUAGUUAUCUAUAUAUCUGUAUAUUGACCAAUGAUGGAUAUAUUAAAUUUCGGAUGUCCAAUACAUAAUAUCAUUUGAGACUUUGUACAAAAGCCGAUUGCUUGGGUACCUCUGUCCCAUUCUUGUUUCUAUCGUGAAGCAGUUGUGUUUGCAUGGCUGUGUUUCAGUUUGAAGGAUAGGAUAUGGCGAGAAUUUACUGGGUAUAGAGGAAUAACAUCUGAGUCCUCAGGAAUGGCAACGCAUGGGGGGUAUCAUGGGCGAAACAGUAUACUCUGUUAUGUCCAUGGUACUGCUCAUGUCUAUAGGCGACGGUUACCACUUUCCAUCAGGUGGGCCGUCAGCUUGUUUGCCAUUCUAAGUUGUAUAAAAAAAAAGAACCUGAUCAAAAUGUAUAUAGUAUCCAACUAGUGCUGGCAUUAGGUGAUGACCUUUUUUUCGCCAUCAGAGAAAUCCAAUAUAUAGAUAUCAAAUCGGUACCGAUAUUACUCGUCCCUAAUAAUUAAACAAUUACAACUGCAGUAACAUGUCGGCAGGAAUUAUGAACCACACAGUGACUUGAAUGUAAAAGAAAUCUGCUGAAAGUAUGAAGAAUUGGAGCUCUUGUGGCUGUGAUGGAAAAUACAGGAUUCGCUUUUUGUAUGGUUGCGUAUGCGCCUGUCCAGCUAUAAGUUAUUACCCUCUUAUGGGGUAAUCUGUCCCAGCAGUGGACGUAUGGGUUGUUAUAUUGAGUUAUGGGAAGUUGAAACGCAUUUGUCUGCCUUUACAAAGUUAUACAGGGUGAAAUCCCAGUUGUUAGCUGCACGCCGUAUGUAAAACUGAUAAUGUACACAUGUAGAACAUUUUAUUAUUAAAAGAUUCUUGAAAACACAUUACAUUUGGAUGUAAUAAAUACCGCUUUCACUUACGUGUAAUUUAGUCGAGAAAUCUCGACUAGUUUAGUCAUGGCGCGCAAUGAGGCUUGCGCUCGCGUUACAGUCGCUCAGGACUAAAAAUCUCCAAACUAUUCGAGCUUUUACGACCAAAUUACAUGUACGUUGAACAAGUAGUUAUUACAUUAAAAUGUGGAACAUUAUUAGGACAAAAACUCAAAAAUUCAAAAACGUCGAAUAAGUUUUUAUCCCCAUACUAAGUGUUAGUAUGGGAGGCUCAAAAUCUUAUCAACAUAUGUUACUAUGUGAGAAUUAUUUAGAUUCAUUAAAAUAACAUUAUUUUAAAAGGAUGCUAACAAUUUCGAUAUUAUCCUGUAUAAUAAUAUACAUAAAAGAACCAAUCGUUGAAUUUCCUUGCCGAAAAAAUUGUUCAGGUGUGACCUAUAUAACAUACCAUAUUGGAUCUUUUAUUGUCAAAUAUAUUGCUUAACCUAUUGUAUUGUGACGAACACAAUAGUGCCAUUCUGUAGCGCGUUACAAAAAAAUUAUAGUAUCCUUUUCUAAAUAUGAAAUUCCUUUUGAUAGAUAAUAUAGAUACAAAUAAAUUGAAACUCAGCUUAAUGCCGUUGUAAUAAGGGUUAAAUUUUAAACAUGAACAAAUGUUUGAUUUUGGAAUAGAGUGUGUCUUUUUGCAUUUUUUUUUUUUUUAUGUAUAUUUAUUUUGUAGUAUUAAUGAUAUUUACUUAAUCUACGUGCCAAUUCUUUUUUAAUUAAAGAUUUGAUAAGUGAUAAAAUAAUUUUAUUUAUUUUAAUAUUGAAUCAUUAUUACUUUUUUCAUAAUAUGUAAAAUAUUUCUCGAAUAUUCACACUGAUUGUCUGAUUGUUUAAUUUGUUGAUUGUAUAUUGAUUGUUUUUAUAAAUA
Messenger RNA from Galleria mellonella (greater wax moth), 5337 nucleotides. RefSeq names its product serine/threonine-protein phosphatase Pgam5, mitochondrial (gene Pgam5). The record is from RefSeq and is a predicted model, not a curated record. The coding region runs from base 148 to 1005 and encodes 285 amino acids. Lineage: Eukaryota; Metazoa; Arthropoda; Insecta; Lepidoptera; Pyralidae. Gene Ontology annotation, cellular component: mitochondrion. Gene Ontology annotation, biological process: positive regulation of mitochondrial fission. The transcript is spliced from 5 exons.